AUGGACCUCCAAAAGUACCCAAUCAUGACAUGUCUCUUCAUUACCGAUAAUGCUCCUCAGAUGGGUGUCGCCUUCCUCCGCGUGUCGCCGCUCGUCAUUUCGUCUGCGUCCCUCAUGUUCAGCUGGGCGCAAGACAUCUCGCUCGGCGCCUUCCUGCAUCCCUCGCUGCGGAAGGAUCCCGCCCACCCGAGCGGCAAGAUCCUACCACGAUUCCUGCCGGCAUUCAUGAAACCGGGAAUUUGGGGCAUUGGAUUAACGUACCCACCAGCCACCGUGCUCUGCCUAGUGAACGGGUUCAGCGGCCAAAGCUCGGAGAUCCGUCAUCUCUACUUCGCCGGUGCGUUGUUCAGCAUCGCUCAUUUCUGCUGGGGGCCGUCCAUGUUUGCCAUUCUGCGACGCAUUCAGGAUCCUACGAUGGCGGGGGUCCCUAACGAGAGCGCCCUCGAGACGUGGUUGCCCCGGCAUCACAGCCGGACGCUCUUGGUGAAUGUGCCAGCGUUCUUGUGUAUUUUUGCGGCCACAGUGGCGACCCUCACGGAGGGGUUGAAGUAA
This is a messenger RNA of Aspergillus affinis, 552 nucleotides long. RefSeq lists its product as uncharacterized. Lineage: Eukaryota; Fungi; Ascomycota; Eurotiomycetes; Eurotiales; Aspergillaceae. The transcript has a single exon. The coding region runs from base 1 to 552 and encodes 183 amino acids. The record is from RefSeq and is a predicted model, not a curated record.